Molecule: messenger RNA, 2250 nt
Organism: Suillus subaureus
Lineage: Eukaryota; Fungi; Basidiomycota; Agaricomycetes; Boletales; Suillaceae
Product: kinase-like domain-containing protein
Exons: 5
Coding region: 119-1975 (618 amino acids)
Biological process (GO): protein phosphorylation; spliceosomal complex assembly; regulation of mRNA processing
Molecular function (GO): protein kinase activity; ATP binding
Source: RefSeq, a predicted model, not a curated record
GCCAAAUUAAGGUUGCAACGUUGAUUUUCAUAUCUAUGUCAUAGCGUGACAACAUUGUCACACUCUGUCCCGGGUAUCCCGAGUCCGUUUCGUAAACUGUCUCUUCACAAAAUACUGCAUGGCACCGCAUCAACCAUGCGUUAAAUAUCAGUACGUCCUUACAUCUUCCACCCCGAAGAUAGUCCCGGUCCCAGACCAGGAACCCAAGGAUGAAGAAUCACCAGCUGAUUACAACACUGGCGGGUAUAUGGUCAUUAAGAUCGAUGACACAUUCAAAGAGGGUAGGUAUAUAGUAGCACGCAAGUUAGGCUGGGGCCAUUUUUCAACUGUCUGGCUUAUCAAGGAUACUCACGAGAAUCGCUACUCCGCUCUCAAAGUGGUCAAGUCUGCUACACGUUAUGCUGAGACUGCACGCGAUGAAAUCAAACUCUUAUCUCAGGUAGCUGCCGCAAAUCCGCACCAUCCUGGUCGACAACAUGUUGUCUCGUUCCUCGAUUCUUUUCAACAUCACUCUCCCCAGGACACUCACGUGUGCAUUGUAUUUGAGCCCCUUGGAGAGACGCUUCUCGCAUUAAUUCAACGCAACAAGAAGAAGGGUGUUCCAAAACCCCUUGUCAAGGUCAUCGCGAAGCAAGUGCUUCUCGGUCUUCAAUAUCUUCAUGAUGAAUGCGAUCUCGUUCACACUGACAUUAAACCUGAGAACAUUCUCAUUUCCAUACCAGAUGUUGAAGCUCGUAUCCACACCGAAUUGUCUAUUUCGCCAAAGCCAACGUCGUAUCAUGUAGGCGUUCCUCAGCCGACCAAGUCCCGUUCUGGCUUAACCAUUCCUUAUCGCCAUGUACCUACACACGAGAGAUGCGUACAAAUAUUUGAUUCACAGCCAUUAUCAAGUCCAUCGUCGAGAUCUGGAAGUAUCAGCGCUAACGCGAGUAGCCAUAGUUUCCAAAAGCAAUUUUCUGGGACAACUCCGAUCAGCGGCGCACCCGUCAGCCAGUUGCUCAGGAAGUCCGCUAGAGUGGACCCUACUACCAUCCUUCAUGACCCACCUUCCAGCAGCUCAUCCACUUCAUCUACCAUCUCCUCCACAUUAUCCACACCAGCGGCUUCUAACAGUGCUGUUAGUACGCCUCCUACCUCGGUGGAAAGUGCAGACAUACCCAUCCUGACGAAAAUGGCCUCGCUUACACUCAUGAAUGCUUCGCUGGAUGCCAAGGAAUGUGUCAUUGCCUCCGAGCAACACGUAUCUACUUCUCCCCUCAUCCAAUCGCACGCUUCGUCAGAGAUCCACCACAUCACUCCUGGGCCGUCGCUUUUGACACAGACUGCUCCGCAUCAAUCCUCCGCGCCGUCUCUUGACCGAACUCCGUUAUCUCCUUCUUCAGGGGUGCCCGUUCUAGGACCGCUAUCUACGCCGCUAUCUGCACCGCUAUCUGCACCGCUCUCUAUCAAGAUUGCCGAUCUAGGCAAUGCGACACCUUCUAAGCAGCAUUUUACGGAGGAUAUCCAGACACGGCAGUAUCGCGCUCCAGAGGCUAUCCUUGGACGACGCGACUGGGGCACAAGAGCUGACGUUUGGAGCGUUGCUUGCGUCGUUUUCGAGUUGUUGACUGCGGAAUAUCUGUUUGACCCUCACGGACAAGGCGAGAUGUUCACAAAGGACGAUGACCACAUGGCGCAGAUAAUUGAAUUGCUGGGUGAUUUCCCGCUAGACGCGAAGAUAGGAGGAAGAUAUAGUCGUGAAAUAUUUGAUCACGCAGGGUCACUCCGUUACAUCAAAACGUUGAGGCCGUGGCCUUUAAAUCGUGUCAUGACAGAGAAAUACCUGUUCUCUACCUCGGAAGCGGACAAUCUAUGCUCCUUCCUUGAACCUAUGCUUGCGGUCGAUCAAAGGGAGCGCAAGGAGGUUCGCGAUAUGAUUGAUCACCAUUGGCUAAAUGUGAAGGACGACGAGUGGGUAGGCGUCGACAGCUGGUAAUGAACCUGAUUUUUUUGAUGCUGUCAUUUUAUGGGGUUCCUGUGUCUUGGGGUAUCUGAAAUAUACACCCCGCCUUAACUUUUUUUUCGCCCUACUUUAACAGUGUUUAUUUCUUCAGAAUCCUCAUGGUUGCACGAUAGACAUCAGAAUGAUUGUUCACGAUUUAGAUGCAGACACCACUCAUUUUACACUUCGCGGUCCAUACAACGGUACAUAUGUAUUGCAUUUUCUCGAGCCAUAAAUAUAAAGUCUUGCAUAUGCACUCAUGCUUCCGU